AGUAAUCCCGUAGAGAGACAGUACUAAUAACUACGUCACGAUGGGGUUACACGUUUUCUGGCCCGCGACCGCUUGCCUGACGCUGUUCGUGGUUUGCAUAAUAAUACUGAUGCUGAAGUAUGGCGCGCGAGCUUGCAAGCUGCGACACGAGCCAUUACCUUCUGACCAAGAAUGGGAGGGUAAAGCGUACUCCCGAAAGCUGUCCAUCUCUAUGGCGUAAGAGUCAUGUAUCGGCCGCGAACUGUCCCGAAAAAAAGACGCAUCUAGAUCGUACAAUGUCUCUCUUCUAGGAAACAAAUACAUGAUCGAUGAGGAGAUUGCUGAUUAUAGAAUUUUCGCCGAUAUAGUUUACAAAAUCUUCUAAAAUUUGUACAAUUAUACAAUUGUAAUCUCUUCUGGGACAUACGCAUUCGCAACUCAUAAGCCUAUAUUCUGAAUCCUCUUUUAUCGAUAAAAGUACCUUAAAUGUAGCUCAGUCAAUCAGGCUGCUCCUAAACCCCUUUUAGAGACUCAUUUAUCGUUAAAAGAGAACUCAGAAUGUGGGCCAUAGUAUAUAUUGUAUAGACACAGAUUAGUCAUGUAAGACAAAUGAUCUGACAUUCCGUCCAUUUAUAUAUUUGUACUAAUGUUUUAUAUUACAUAAAAAGACGUAUACGUAUAGACGGCUUCUUCGGAAAUCAGUGUAAUGAUUGUUUGAAAAUUUUUACAUAAUCAAAACUAAUCGUUUGUAAGAUGCCUUUGAGAAAAAUCUCUAUAUCCGUCCAUGUAUUUCGCAUGUGUUCUUUUAUAUUAUCUAAUAUAUAUAUAUAUAUAUAUAUAUACUCCUGUUUUCGAAAUGAUGUAUGUGAUCUUAUAAACAGAGCACUUUUGUAACUUUUGUACCAAUAUGUUCUUCUCGAAUAAAAAUGUUAUAAAAAAAGGA
This is a messenger RNA of Odontomachus brunneus, 922 nucleotides long. RefSeq lists its product as uncharacterized. The coding region runs from base 41 to 220 and encodes 59 amino acids. The record is from RefSeq and is a predicted model, not a curated record. NCBI's taxonomy places the organism in Eukaryota, Metazoa, Arthropoda, Insecta, Hymenoptera, Formicidae. The transcript has a single exon.